Messenger RNA from Trifolium pratense (red clover), 1321 nucleotides. Its product is annotated as peptidyl-prolyl cis-trans isomerase CYP21-4-like. Gene Ontology annotation, biological process: protein peptidyl-prolyl isomerization. The transcript has 8 exons. The record is from RefSeq and is a predicted model, not a curated record. Bases 237 to 935 code for a protein of 232 amino acids. Gene Ontology annotation, molecular function: peptidyl-prolyl cis-trans isomerase activity. NCBI's taxonomy places the organism in Eukaryota, Viridiplantae, Streptophyta, Magnoliopsida, Fabales, Fabaceae.
AAUCCUUAAGAAAGUGUUAAAAUGUCACUCACGACAACGUUGGAAAACUGGUCCUGAAUAUUCAAUUCAAUAUUGUAUGCAAUUUCACACCAAUUUUCUCCAUUUCAUUUCAUCAUAGUUCAAACAACAAAAUCACCAACGCGCUUCGAUUCGAUUAGAUUUUCCUCUUUGUUAAAUCCCAACUUCGUUUCUCUCUACUUCGAUUUCACUUCACCGGAAAUCAUCUAACAGGUUAAAUGGCUAGGAUUAAACCUCAGGCUCUGUUACAGCAAAGCAAAAGGAAGAAAGGACCUUCACGUUUAAGUGCAGCAACUAUUAUAUUUUACUCUUUGAUUCUUCUCUUGGUUGGUUUUUUCCUUUUGGCUACAUACAGACACUGGUCCAACAGGUCAAGAUUGCAAUCAGAAAGUCACAUGACAGUAUCUGAUGAGGGUGAAAAUAGUUUUGUGGACUCGAAGAAAUCUGAGCUACCUGGAUAUGCUGUUUUAAAUACCUCUAAAGGGUCUAUAAUAGUAGAACUGUACAAGGAAAGUGCUCCUGAAGCUGUUGAUGAAUUUAUUGACUUAUGUCAAAAAGGGCACUUCAAAGGUAUGCUUUUUCAGCGCGUAAUUAAGCACUAUGUUAUUCAGGCAGGGGAGGGUGAGGGUCAUGGAACAGGAGCAGCUGAUUGGAACUUAAGAGGAAAGCAACCUGCAAGUAUGAAACACGAAGCAUUCAUGCUUGGAACAUCCAAGGGCAAACACACCAACAAAGGAUUUGAUCUUUUCAUUACAACUGCACCGAUACCAGAUCUUAACGAGAAACUUAUUGUGUUUGGGCAAGUCGUCAAGGGAGAGGAUGUUGUUCAGGAAAUUGAAGAAGUGGAUACUGAUGAACAUUACACACCUAAAAUAUCUAUUGGGAUACUUGAUGUGACUCUCAAACAGAAGAUCUGAAGGCUCUCUGCUAGAUCAUGAGCACAAUGCGCGCUCUCGCAGUUUGCUUAUAACCUGUUUUGGUGCUGCGGUCAAAUAUUUUGUACAGGGAUGAUCAACCUUGAGAAGUUCAUCUGAGGUGCAGUGCAUCAUCUAUCAUGUUUUUGAGCCUUGAUGUUGUUUUUUAUAUUGCUUUUUUAGUUACGAACAGUGACACUGGGAUUAUGCAAUCUCCUAUAUUCUUGCCUCUUUCUAUUACUUUUUUUCUUUUUCUAUUUGAUUUUUGAGAAGGAAAGGGGAGGGAUUUGUGUAUGCUUGUAUGAUUUGAUAAUAUCACAAUUUUUUCCCCCCAUUAUUACUCUUAAUUUGUAGCCUCAAUGAGUUCACAAAGAUCAUUUCACUAUGAA